Entelurus aequoreus (snake pipefish) is the source of this 2156-nucleotide messenger RNA. It is a transcript of the gene tmem265, whose product is annotated as transmembrane protein 265. The transcript is spliced from 3 exons. The record is from RefSeq and is a predicted model, not a curated record. The coding region runs from base 586 to 1629 and encodes 347 amino acids. Lineage: Eukaryota; Metazoa; Chordata; Actinopteri; Syngnathiformes; Syngnathidae.
AAUGAACAUCGCCGCCACGGCCAAACUCGCGUCGCCACUCUCGGAGGCGUUGCGCAUCGCCGCGGCGCUUCCGCUCCACUUCGGACCCUCCUCGCCUCGCCGGGGGGCGACAGCGGAGGCUGCGCACGGCGCGGCGAACGACCCACACUGCGGCGAGGUGAUCGGAUCCCGCGGAGACAUCUGCGAUGCACCGGAGGAUGUCUGCUUGAUCUUUUUUUUUCUUUUCUUUUUUUUGGGGGGUGUAUAAUCGUUGCAUAAACUCGCCCGCGCCGUGAGACUCCAUCAGCGGCCAUAAAAAAAAAAAAAGGCACUUUAUGGGUCCCAGACACUCGGACCCACGCAGGCUGCAGUAAAUCACGCCUGGAGCCUCGCUGGAGCACCCGGGGGUGCGGAGACGAAUGGUCCGGUGUAGGAGGCCACGGGGAAGAUCCAGGACAUGUUGGGAAGACUAUGUCUCCCGGCUGGCCUGGGAAUGCCUCGGGAUCCCCCGGGAGGAGCUGGACGAGGGAGAGGAAAGUCUGGGCUUCCCUGCUUAGGCUGCUGCCCCCGCGACCCCACCUCGGAUAAGCGGAAUAAGAUGGAUGGAUGGAUGGCAUGGUGCCCACGCCCCAGGUGUGCGUAUCCACCCUGGUCACGGUGAGCACCAUGGCGGUGGUGGACCUCUACCUGCUGGAGCAGAGCAUGCUGGGGUCCCGAGGGGUGGCCGGGCCCGGCGUGUGGCAGUGCGUGGCCGUGCUGCUGGGUGACCUGGGCUUCCUGCUGGCGCUGCGCUUCGUGUCGGCCGGGGUGGUGUCCGAGGCGCGCUCGCCGCAGCGGGGCUUUGCCAACGCUCUCUGGUUCCUCUUCCUGUCCCUGCUCCAACUCAAGCUCUUCUUCGUGUGCCACAACUACAGGCAGGAGCGCCGGCCGCCCGACCCGCUGGCCAGGAAGGUCCUGACGCUCCUGCUGUCCAUAUGCCUGCCCUCCCUGUUCCUCAUUCUCACUGGGGCCGACUACAUGACCCCCCAGCGGAGGAAGCAGGAGGUGCGGAGUCGGCUCCUGUGGGUGGUGGUGGACCUCCUGGAUGUGCUAGAUCUGCAAGCCGGCCUGUGGGAGGCCCAAGGAGGGGCUCUAGAGCAAAAGCUGCCAAUCUGGGCGGAGGGCCUGGUCUUUUUUUACUGCUACGCUCUCCUGUUGCUGCUACCGUGCGUGGCCCUCACAGAAUUGGGGGCUACGGGCCUCCCGGGACAGAGGGGGCCACGGAAGGAGGCCUUGUACCCUUGGCUGAGCCUGGUUACCAUCAACAUCUUCACCCUGGGCCUGAGGGGAGCGGGCAUUCUGUGGUACAGGGAUUCCCGGGUCUCCACCGUGUUCCUGGGCAAGAACCUCCUGGCGCUGGCCGUGAAGCUGAGCUCAGCCUGGGAGAGACACAAGCAGGGGCGCCGUCCCGGCGGCGGUGGGGAAGAAGCCGGAGCCCGACCCGCCGAGUCGACGCUGCCGAGCCAGAGCUCGGAGCAGGGAGAGGGUCAAUCUCAAGGGAAAGCCGCCUCCUCCCACUAUCACACACUGUCUCGCCCUCCGAGCCACACUCUCUCCCAAGUCAGCCCGGGGCACACGGAGACGCCAUCUUUCAUCUCCCAUGAACUCUAGACUCAGUACGCACAUCUAUGCACACCCAACGCAGAAAAACCCACAAUGCUGGGAAACGUAUGCACUUUUUUGGUUUGCGCCAGGAACAAAUUGGGUCACUGCGUUUGUCGGUGGGCGUCGACUCGGGUCGGAACACUUUGGAUUUUCCCAAGAACGUGCGUCUAAAUGUCUUACCGUGUUCCAAGCUCUGCAUAUGUGGUUCCGUCUGUCAGUUUUUAAACUUGUAAUUCCUUUUCAACAAUUAUCUGAUAGCAAUCUGGGGUAAGUAAUUGUGUAGGGAUGGGGAAGACCGCUGCAAUUAAAUUAUUUGUCCAUUUGAAAAAAAAUAAAACACACCCAUUCCAUCAUCCUUCUUGGCUGAGAAAACCGUGAAACUGUUUUUUGCUAAUCACUUUGUAUUAAAAUUGCGAAACAAAAUACUCUCUUUGUCUGAGUCAGUGAGAGGAAUGUUUUCUUGUCUGUGAUUGAUUGACUGUGCUUUAAGACCUUCAAGGAGGCCAUGUCCACACGAACACGGAGAGUUUCAA